This is a messenger RNA of Vespa crabro (European hornet), 3122 nucleotides long. RefSeq lists its product as uncharacterized. Gene Ontology annotation, biological process: proteolysis. Bases 690 to 2894 code for a protein of 734 amino acids. The transcript has 15 exons. Gene Ontology annotation, molecular function: serine-type endopeptidase activity. Lineage: Eukaryota; Metazoa; Arthropoda; Insecta; Hymenoptera; Vespidae. The record is from RefSeq and is a predicted model, not a curated record.
AAGAAAAAAGAAGGUCCAUAUUCUAUUAAUAUAAUAAUUCACAAAAAAUAUCAAACGAAAUGAAAAGAAAAAUAAGAUCGACGUUCUCAUAGCCGACGAUAAAUCGAAUAACUCGCGCUAACUUUCUCGCGAUCUUGGUCGUCGUCUCUGACGAAAUUGACAUUGAUCCAGUCUCGUGGAUCCCUGAGAAAGAAGGGCGGAAAAGAAGAGGAGUGGAAAAGAAGAGAUCGUUUGACAUUGGUCGUUUGCGAUGGUAGUUGGAUGGUCGUAUUGCGCCAUCGCAAUGAUGAGACGAAGAUACUUACGUACAACAUACUUACUUACUUACAUAUAGUCUACGUAGAAAUUUUUUCGCGUCUCAUACGAAACAAGAGAGUCGAGGAUGAGUGCGCAGGUGAGACGACGCCGACCGGGUGAUUUAAAAGCUGUCACAUGCAACAUCUGCCAAUGCAAACGCACCACUCAAGGCUACCGAUCCCCACUUACAGCCAUGCUUCAUUAGUUAUAAUUUAGUAUAAAACGGCAAAACUUCGACGACACCUUUAAUACCUUUUCACACCUGGCAUAAGUACGUAAACACUGCGUCAAAGUCCGUGCCCUACGUGUAACGCAUUGAAUUCACGCAUACCAGACGUAUAUCGCGCAAAUUUAUUAUAUACGUUCGAUCGAGAUUUUAAUCAGAAAUAAUUAUGAAUUGUCACGUGAAAAUACCAUACAAAAUCAUGCUCCUGUUAUGUCUACAUUUUUGCGUUUACGCCCUCCCACGCGCGGUGUUGCAAAAAGAUAAAAGCACUUUAUCUACUACGGCGAAUGUUCAGAUGCACGUCGAUGGAAGAAAUACCGGCUUUAGUGGUCCCUCGAUAAUAGACGAUAUGUCUUACAUCGAUUAUGAUCCAUCGAAUAAAAUCCCAUCAAAAAGACCGAACGUUUGCAACGAUUGUGUUUGCGGGAUCGGUAGAAAGACAAGAAUAGUAGGUGGAAACGAAACCAGUGUUUUUGAAUAUCCUUGGUUGGUCAGUAUGAGCAAACAGGGUGUAUUCUAUUGCGCUGGAAGUUUGAUAACACGAAGGCACAUUUUAACAGCUGCUCAUUGCUUGGAAGGAUUCGAGACGAAGAGUAUCAAACUAGUGAUAGCUGAUAGUGACCGAAUGAAGCUCGCAUCUACUGCCAUAGUUCGUCGCAUAAAAUCCGUAACUAUUCACGAAGAAUUCCAUACGUAUAAUUUUAACAAUGACAUUGCUCUUAUAGAAAUGGAUAGACCAGUUUCGUUAGAUAGUAUCAUUCGUACGGCUUGUUUACCUGAGGACAAAGCCAUAGAUUAUACCGGUGCCAUGGCUACGGUGGUUGGCUGGGGACGUACUGGUGAAAAUAAACCGGUUAGCGAUGAAUUACGUAAAGUUAAUGUUCCGAUCUUGUCUCAGGAAGAAUGUGAUCAAGCUGGAUAUCAAAAGAAUCGUCUUACCGACAAUAUGUUCUGCGCUGGAUAUCUCGAUGGAAAACGCGACGCAUGUUUCGGUGACAGUGGAGGUCCUCUUCACGUCAAAGGAUCUUAUGGCCAUUUGGAAGUAAUCGGUAUAAUAUCUUGGGGUCGUGGUUGCGCGAGGCCAAAUUUUCCUGGAAUAUAUACAAAAUUAAACAAUUACAUGGAAACGUUUAAAUGGACAGCUCGAGUUAUACAAGAGCUUGUCGUUCGUCUGAUCUCAAAAAUACAAAAGUCAAUGUUAGAAAACGUGAAGACAUUGAAGAACGUAAAAUUCCUUAGUAUUAUUAUUUUAUAUAUAUUAAGUAACGCUAAUGUAACUAUAAAAAUCUAUGAAACCAUCGAACCGUUACCAAGAACGCAAGAUUCUUCCGAAUCGAGAAUUGUCAAUGUCUACGAUGCAGUAUCGAACGUAUAUUUCAAAGAAUAUCUUGUGCUACGAAAGAUGAACUUCCGUUUGUUGAAGUUCAAGAUCUUUAUCCUCUUUCUCGUUAUGUUAAAGGAAGUAUACGCUAAAAGUUUUGACCUUGAAUCUUCGACGUUGAAUAAAACCCAACCUAAUAAUCGUACUGGAAAAUUUCUGUUCGAUGAAUUAUUUGGCAUCGAUAUCACUGGUGGUGCCGAUGACGAUGAAAAGCUUCGAAAUUGUACAUGCGGUUUUAUAUCAGAAUGUGGUAUAACUAAUAAAGAAAAUCGUAUCGUUGGUGGACGACCAACGAUACCAAACAGAUAUCCAUGGAUCGCUCGUUUGGUUUACGAUGGACGCUUUCAUUGCGGCGCCAGUCUAAUUAAUAAUGAUUAUGUCAUUACAGCUGCUCAUUGUGUUCGAAAUUUGAAACGAUCGAAAAUUCGUGUUGUACUCGGUGACUAUGAUCAAUAUGUGAAUACCGAUGGUGUUGCUAUAAUGAGAGCAGUUAGUUCCGUGAUACGUCAUCGAAAUUUUGACAUAAAUUCUUAUAAUCAUGAUGUGGCUCUAUUAAAGCUUCGUAAGCCCGUCAAAUUUUCCAAAACUGUUAGACCUGUUUGUCUACCACAAGCUGAAUCUGAUCCUGCUGGCAAAGAAGGUACUGUCAUUGGAUGGGGACGUACAUCAGAAGGAGGUAUGUUGCCAGGAAAGGUUCAUGAAGUACAAGUACCUGUAUGGAGUUUGACACAGUGUCGGAAAAUGAAAUACCGUGCAAAUAGAAUCACUAAUAACAUGAUUUGCGCUGGCAAAGGUACUCAGGAUUCUUGCCAAGGUGACAGUGGUGGACCUCUUCUUGUACAUGAGGGUGACAGAUUGGAAAUAGCAGGUAUAGUUUCCUGGGGCGUUGGUUGUGGUAGACCUGGAUAUCCUGGAGUUUAUACUAGAGUUACUAGAUACUUGAAAUGGAUCAACACAAAUAUAAAAGAAGGAUGUCUGUGUAUUAAUUAAUAUUCUACCUCGAUUUUAUUAUGACUGAAUAUUUAAAAGCUUUCAUUUUGACGAAAUAGAAACGAUACUUAAGCAAAGAAAUUUUAAAGAUGAUAGAAUGACACAAUUUUAUCUGCCGUACGUUGAAAUACAAACGAUUUCAAAAGUUUCUCUGUGAGGGACUUCACACGCAUGUAUUUAUUACGUUAGAAUCGUACGGUACAAUGGUCAAACGUUCGUGGAAUAAUA